Messenger RNA from Trichoderma virens Gv29-8, 588 nucleotides. RefSeq lists its product as uncharacterized. NCBI's taxonomy places the organism in Eukaryota, Fungi, Ascomycota, Sordariomycetes, Hypocreales, Hypocreaceae. Bases 119 to 439 code for a protein of 106 amino acids. The transcript is spliced from 3 exons. The record is from RefSeq and is a predicted model, not a curated record. Gene Ontology annotation, biological process: mitochondrial electron transport, cytochrome c to oxygen; mitochondrial electron transport, ubiquinol to cytochrome c. Gene Ontology annotation, cellular component: mitochondrial intermembrane space. Gene Ontology annotation, molecular function: heme binding; electron transfer activity.
AUUUUCCAUCUUGAGAAAUUUUUGUUUUCCAAAGCAGUUAACCGGCUUAGGUUUCUCUUUGGACUUUCAUCACAUUAUUCUUUCUUCCUAACAACUCUUUAAUAACCCAUACUUCAAAAUGGCUGGUGGUGACGUUAAGAAGGGUGCCAACCUCUUCAAGACCCGUUGUGCCCAGUGCCACACCGUCGAGGCCAACGGCGGCCACAAGAUCGGACCUGCUCUGCACGGCCUCUUCGGCCGCAAGACCGGUUCCGCCGAGGGCUACGCCUACACCGACGCCAACAAGCAGGCUGGUGUCACCUGGGAGGACAAGACCCUCUUCGCCUACCUUGAGAACCCCAAGAAGUACAUCCCUGGCACCAAGAUGGCCUUUGGUGGCCUGAAGAAGGAGAAGGAUCGCAACGACCUCAUUGCCUACCUCAAGGAGUCUACCGCUUAAGCGAUGAAUGAAGAAAAAAGAAUUGUAAUGACAGAGAUAUCAAUAGACGGGGUGCGGCGAUUGUACUACUAUAGACAAAGUUAGAAUAGUCGAAGCACCAUCACUGUGCUUGUACCAUUAAUAUCCAACUCCGCUUUUUUAGCGACCGG